GUAUUAGAACGUUAGGUAGCACCGCGUCGGCAGCACGUAUACCACGUUUAUGUAUGAACGAUAAAUAGAGAAAUUUCUUUGUUUUAAAGAAAUUCCGUGUUAAAUUUGUCAUGUUCAGUGAAUGAGUUAUGGAUUUUUCAACCAGUGAUCAAAUAAGAUAGGAGGAACCCAGAUCGUGGUGAUGCUCCUAGUUUUGAAAGUUAUCUGCAGAAAUGUUGGAAGUACCGGAUAAUAUCUCCGAAGCCAGCUUCGUAACUAGCGUAGAGGAAGCUGUUCGGAUAGACCAAUGCACGCAGACUCCGCCGGUUGGAAAGUCUAGACCAAAAACUUUACAACGAUAUAACACUACCGACCACCUAUUAUACGAACGACCCAGACCCUAUAGGCUAAGAGAGUUCCGACCGAAGAGUUUGGGUUUAUGCGAGUCAAGUCAGUGCCUCGGUAAACCUCCCAGCUAUGAUAGCGGCUGUCAAGUCAAGGUCAAGUUGCCGUCAGAUAGUCCGACUAUUUCAGUGACUCCCCCCCACAGCCUGGAGUACGACUGCCCCAAGGGUAGCAGUGGCACUGUUACCCCCACAAUGAUUACAAGCAAACCAGCGACAGUGCUCUUAAGCCCUGGAUAUUUACAGAGCCCUUGUCAAUGCACCCAGUCCAUUAAGAGCGGCAGUGAAGUAGCUCUGGCUAUGCCGUGGAGUGAGGAAAAGGCUUCGUCGGAUGGACUCUCGUGGCGCAGGUUACACAUGUCCCGAGCCAAGCUCAAAGCUACCGCCACCACUUCCGAAUUGCUCUCAGGUUUCGCGAUGGUAGCGAUGGUGGAACUUCAAAUAAACGAACCGACGAAUGUGCCCGAGUGGUUGUUUGUGAUGUUUGCUGUGUGUACAACAGUAUUAGUUGCUGUUCACAUCUUCGCUCUCAUGAUCUCUACCUACCUCCUGCCGAAUAUAGACGCGGUCAGCAAGAUGGACACACCGGGGGAUCCCGCUAGAGCAUUGAGGGAUUCCCCGCACGAGAGAAUGCGCGGUUUCAUAGAACUCGCCUGGGCCUUUAGUACUGUUUUAGGCUUAUUUUUAUUCUUAGUGGAGAUAGCUAUAUUGUGUUGGGUCAAGUUCUGGGACUAUUCCUUCGCGGCCGCAACCGCAGCCACAGUUAUUGUUAUACCAGUAUUGAUAGUGUUCGUUGCGUUCGCGAUACAUUUCUACCACUCGCUAGUUGUACAGAAGUGUGAGACUUCCGUCCAAGACAUCAAACAACUAGAAAACAUGAAGAGAGACCUCGAUACUGCUACAGUAAAAGUUAAUAUGUUUUAGACACAAGUGGCUUUUUAAUUGUUAUCUGUGAAGGCUACAGUUAAAACUAGUAAUUCUAAAACAAUAUAAAAAAUGAAUUCUCCAGCACUGUUUUAACUUAAAAUGUAUUAGACAUUAGUGAUGUUGUAUUUGUUAUCUGUGCAAGCUACAGUUUAAACUUGUAAUGCCAAAACAUUAUAAAAAAUAAUAAUUGUCAGCACUAUGUUAAUAAUUUAAUAUGUAUUAGACAUUAGUGACGAGUGAAGUAUGUGUUAUCUGUGAAGACUACAGUUGAAAGUUGAAACUUGUAUUGACAAUUGCCAAAACGAUGUUAAAGAAAAUGUGUGCAGCACUGUUAUUAAAACUUAGAAAAUAAUUAUAGUAUUAAGGUUUGCUGUUUUGUUAACGUACUAUUGCUAACUAAUUAGCCCACCACACAUUUACAUAAAAGAGGUUUCUAAGAUGAUGCAGUAGUUGAAUUAUUCCACAAAAACAAAACAAAUAUGCCAAUUAACAAUGGUAUGAGACAAACUAUUGUAAAUUAUUCUGAAGUGAAACUUUUUUGGUCGAGUAUAUGAUAUAAAAAAAAAAAUACUGUUGAUGUGUUAAAUUAUAUACCAUACUAUAAUAAAGUAGAAUAUAUAAAAUGUGCCUUGAGUGAAAUUAAAUAAUAUAUAAUAAUAUAGUAUACAAUUACUCAUAAAAAUUUUGUACCUUUAACUUAAAAUUCAUAAGACUGUAAUCAAGAUUAGUAUAAAGUAGAUGAAAAACAUGUGAUGCCUAUGGUGCUUACAUAAAAAUAUUGAUUGUGAGGUAGAUUAAUUCUGAAAUUUUAUAAACAUUAUGGACCAAUUGUUAGUUUUUAAAUAUAUUUAUAUGAAACACAAUUUUUAACUUAAUACACUGUAGUAUUAUUGAAGCUAUUAAAUAAUUUGAUUGUGAAA
This is a messenger RNA of Danaus plexippus (monarch butterfly), 2230 nucleotides long. Its product is annotated as protein orai-2-like. The record is from RefSeq and is a predicted model, not a curated record. Gene Ontology annotation, biological process: store-operated calcium entry. Gene Ontology annotation, molecular function: store-operated calcium channel activity. Gene Ontology annotation, cellular component: membrane. NCBI's taxonomy places the organism in Eukaryota, Metazoa, Arthropoda, Insecta, Lepidoptera, Nymphalidae. The coding region runs from base 213 to 1307 and encodes 364 amino acids. The transcript has 8 exons.